Messenger RNA from Paramecium tetraurelia, 447 nucleotides. RefSeq lists its product as uncharacterized. The transcript has a single exon. The record is from RefSeq and is a predicted model, not a curated record. NCBI's taxonomy places the organism in Eukaryota, Ciliophora, Oligohymenophorea, Peniculida, Parameciidae.
AUGUUAUUUUUAAUAAUAUAAACUCAAAAUUCCUCAUUUACACUAAAAUCUGUAUCUACAUAUUUUGAAAGUCUAACAAAACUCAAAUUAUCCUUCUUAAUAUCAGAUUAUUUAACAGAUAAUCAUAUAAAACAAAUAAAGAAUGAUAUUCAUCUAAAACUAUUAUUAAAGUCUUCCAUAUUUCUUGAUUUAAUGAAAUUAUAUGCUCCUAUAAUAGAUAAUAUUUUAAAAAAUGAAUUGAGCUGUUCCACAAAGAAAUAAGAAUUUUUGAAAUCCACAAAUACUUCAAGGAACACAAAAUUAGUUCGAAUUUGUCAAUUUCUUCAUGUUGUACUUUUAAAUAAAUCGAGUUUAAGAGAUUAAAAAAUGAAGUUGAAAUUGUUGGAAACGAGUAAUAAGAAAUUAAUAUCCAGUCAUUUGUCAAAUAAACUGUUUUCUCCAAAAUGA